AAGCAAAUCCUGGACCGCUGGCCCUGUUUGUUUGUCUUCUUCACUAGUUCACUGUAUUGUUGUUGAUCUAAAAUAGGAUAUGCUAGUAGCAUGGAUAGGAUCCCCCAAAAAAUACCGAGCUGCAUAAGUGCAAUAGCUUAGCUGUCUCCUUCCUCUCCUCCAAGUUGCUUGCUGCUGCACUGCAUUCACUCCCCAUGGUCCUCGAGUCAGAGUGGCAUUCAAGUUUCAACCCUUGAUCCUGAUAUUUUUUGACUCGUUAUACACUUAUCAUCAUCUGCAUAUGCACUGGCGUCUGGACCAUGCUCAAGUAACUAGUGGCAGACAGGCAGUAAUCAAUUUCAACAACCCAAGCAUUUCAAUCCAGUCGUCAAUGGUGGCAAGGCAAACAAGCAGAUAUCUUCACUACUACUUAAUAAUAUAACCCUCCUUCGCCAAAAAAACCCACAAACCUUCCCAUUUCAAUUCUUCCAUCAAUGGCUUCCCUCAUUCAGUUUGGGCUCGUAACUCUUUUGCUUUCCAUUUCCGCUGUCUUUUCUCAGGCUCGACAAGAACAACAAGCUAAAUCCAAAUCGUUGUUCCUCCCGCUUUCCAGGGACCGGGCCACUAACCAAAUUCUAACCCACCUCCACAUUGGAACACCUGCGAUCACAAGAACCUUCAUAGUCGACCUCGCCGGCCAAAUCCCCUGGCUCGACUGCUACACCACGGCUAGAUACUCCGCUUCCACUUCCUCCACACACCGCCUCGCUAAAUGCGGCUCCGCCCCUUGCUCCGUCACCGCAGCUGCCUGCUCUGGCAUCUGCCACUCCGCCUCAGGACCCAGCUGCCACAACAACACCUGCCAGCUCAAGACCCGAAACCCGAUUCGCAGCACCGACAGCUUAUCCGAGGUCGCAGUCGAUACGGUCACGCUUCGCUCCACCAUCGGCGGUGGCAGGGCGGGCAAACACGUCUCCAUCCCCAAUUUCAUCCUCGCCUGCGACGAUUCCUACCACCUGGGCCAUCUCGCCGCCGGCGUAGUCGGAUCAGUAGGUCUCGCUAGAAGCAGAGUCUCCGUCUCUUCCCAGCUCUCCUCAGCUGCAACCCUAGCCGCGAAAUUCGCGAUUUGCUUGCCCUCGUCCCCUGAUUCCAACGGAAUCAUGUUCUUCGGCGAUUCUCCUUACGUUUUCUACCCUUCCGACAACGAAACCCGCUCAAUUGACGUUUCGUACAGACUAAUUUACACGAAGCUCCAUACCAAUUACCGCCGGACGACCGCCCCCGGCGCCCGCGGAUCCGAAAUUCCGGACUACUUCGUCAAAAUCAGCUCGAUUCUAGUCGAGGGAUCGCCGAUUCGGAUCAAUUCCACUCUGCUGGAGUUUCAGCCGAGCGGAAUCGGGGGGACGAGGGUGAGCACGACGGAUCCGUACACAGUACUGGGGAGCUCGAUCUACAGAUCUCUGGUGAGGGCUUUUGAAAUCGAGGUGAUGAAGACGCCGAGGGUGAAGAAGGCGGCGACAGUGGCGCCGUUCAGGAACUGCUACGAGAAGGGCGAUCUGCCGAUGUCGCUUAGCGGGCUCUCCGUGCCGGAGAUCGCCCUGGUUUUCGAGAGCGCGGAGGUGAAGUGGGAUAUCUUCGGGGUGAAUUCGGUGGUGGAGGUGAGCGAGGAGGUGUUUUGUCUGGGUUUUGUGGACGGCGGGCCGAUGACGGCGAAGGGGGCCACGGUGGCGGCGGUGAUCGGAGCGUAUCAGAUGCAAGGGGUUCUGGUUCAGUUCGAUUUGGGGUCUGGGACGAUGGGUUUUACUAAUACGCUUUUGGCUGAGAGCGUCGAGUGCUCCAACUUCCGUUUUUAGGGACUAAUGAUUGUGAUUACAGU
Molecule: messenger RNA, 1855 nt
Organism: Linum trigynum
Lineage: Eukaryota; Viridiplantae; Streptophyta; Magnoliopsida; Malpighiales; Linaceae
Source: the annotation of a GenBank genome assembly